Molecule: messenger RNA, 354 nt
Organism: Haemonchus placei
Lineage: Eukaryota; Metazoa; Nematoda; Chromadorea; Rhabditida; Trichostrongylidae
Source: the annotation of a GenBank genome assembly
AUGGGAGCACAUUCACAAUUGGCUCUGUCACGUUUCUCAGUAUUUUCACAAGGUGCACGAAUCGAAGAAGGACAACCAUGGUCGAUCGCCACCCAUACACAAACGUCACCCACGGAUGCUUUCGGUACUAUUGUGUUUCAGGGUGGCGCACAUGCCCACAAAGCUCAGUUCAUUCGCCUUGGAUACGAUUCUGAACCGGAAAAUGUGAUGGUACAAGAAAAACUGGGCGGUAUGUUUCGUGAUGGGCUCCUGAAAGCAGCACAAACCACAGGAGCAUGGAUAAUAACAAGUGGAUUGGAUUGCGGUGUAGUGAAACACGUGGCUCGAGCACUUGACGAUGCCGGUAUUUCAGCU